Molecule: messenger RNA, 1000 nt
Organism: Theobroma umbraticum
Lineage: Eukaryota; Viridiplantae; Streptophyta; Magnoliopsida; Malvales; Malvaceae
Product: tRNA N(3)-methylcytidine methyltransferase trm141-like
Source: RefSeq, a predicted model, not a curated record
UUUAAAUUAAUAUCAGCAAAGUAGAAGAAACGGCAGAACCGCGAGAAUGCGGGAAAUUACAGCUCUAGCACUAGCAGUCAGAAUUGACCACAUUUAUUCUCGCCUGAGGCCAUCAAUUUACUUAAUCUCGACCGUCCAUCAAUGCCGCCGGCAUUUUCGUCCGGCGGUCAUCCGAGCUGGGCGCAGAUAUCCGAACUUGGAUGAUUACUACCAGAAAAACGCCCGCAAGUUCUGGGAUAACUUUUACAAGCGCCAUAAAAACAAGUUCUUUAAGGAUAGGCAUUACUUGGAGAAGGACUGGGGGCAAUACUUCUCUGAUGAUGCUCAUUCCCCAAAUGGCAAGGUCGUUUUAGAGGUUGGUUGUGGAGCUGGCAAUACUAUCUUUCCACUUGUGGCAGCAUAUCCCAAACUUUAUGUGCAUGCUUGUGAUAUCUCACCUCAUGCAGUCGCGCUUGUUAAGUCACAUGUGAAGUUCAAAGAAGAUCGGGUAAAUGCAUUUGUCUAUGACGUUACGGUUGACAAUCUACUUGAAAGGAUUAAUGUUUCUUCAGUUGAUGUUAUUACCUUGAUUUUUAUGCUGUCUGCAGUUUCUCCAUAUCAAAUGCCCUUGAUAUUGCAGAACAUUAGAAGAGUACUAAAGCCAGAUGGUUAUGUUCUCUUGCGAGAUUAUGCUGUCGGAGAUUUUGCUCAAGUGAAGCUAAAAAACAAGAAUCAGAUGAUAAGCGAGGGCUUUUAUGUACGAGGUGAUGGAACUUGUUCAUUUUACUUCUCUGAAGAUUUCUUGUCAACCUUAUUUUUGCAAGCUGGCUUCAACACUGUAGAUAUGAGUACAUACUACAAGCAAAUCAAGAAUCAUCAUAGGAAUAUAAAUAUGGAUCGGCGUUGGAUACGAGCUGUUUUUAACAACUUUGGUUGAUAUAUUGUCCAGAUUUAGCACAAAUUCUGCAACCCAGAUGACAGUCUUAUAAUUCAUAUGCUGAAUGCUCACUAAUUAGCCAGG